Messenger RNA from Plutella xylostella (diamondback moth), 570 nucleotides. Its product is annotated as INO80 complex subunit C. Gene Ontology annotation, biological process: chromatin remodeling. Gene Ontology annotation, cellular component: Ino80 complex. The record is from RefSeq and is a predicted model, not a curated record. NCBI's taxonomy places the organism in Eukaryota, Metazoa, Arthropoda, Insecta, Lepidoptera, Plutellidae.
UUAGGUCUAUGGUUUUAGGCAUAGGCUAUUGUUUAUUUACUUUCAUGAAAUAAAAUUGAAUUUCACAAUUUUACGUAAAAGCAAGAUUAUAAUUAUAGAAAAGAGAUGACGGCAGAAACAGAAAAAAAGUGUUUUAAAGCAGAAAACAAAUUCUUGGUUAAGAGUGGUUGUAAAAAGCGCAUGUGGCGGAAUUUAAAACAAAUAACGACAGCUGAAAGAGCUUUACCGUGGCCUAAUGAUGCUGUUUUAUAUUACUCCAUCAAUGCACCACCAACAUUCAAGCCAACAAAGAAAUAUUCUGAUAUCUCUGGAUUACCAGCGCCAUACAUAGACAGGCAUUCCAAGCUAUAUUACAGCAAUGCAGAUGAAUUUGCUACUGUCAGAAGUUUGCCCAUGGACAUAACAGCCGGUUAUUUGCAGCUGAGAGGAGCCAACACCAUUGUAGGAUGAAGUCUUGAUUCUAUGAACUUGGAAUGACUAAGCUAUCUUCAAAUCCAACCUAACUUGGAAUAUUUCUGACUUCUAUAAGAAUGUUUUGUGUAAAGAAAUAAAAAACAGAAAAAUGUGUAA